This is a messenger RNA of Penicillium nucicola, 594 nucleotides long. RefSeq names its product Calycin. The coding region runs from base 1 to 594 and encodes 197 amino acids. The transcript has a single exon. Lineage: Eukaryota; Fungi; Ascomycota; Eurotiomycetes; Eurotiales; Aspergillaceae. The record is from RefSeq and is a predicted model, not a curated record.
AUGCCAACCCUAGCAAUCAACCCCCCCAAAGCUCUAGCAACCCCCUCCCACCAGACCCACCCCCCACCAACAAAUGACUUCCUAACAGGCACCUGGCACGUAACCCACACCAGCCUCCCGCUGUGGAAAAACAAACGCAACGUGAAAAUAACAUACAAACCCCUUCCGGGGGCCAACGCAAAAGGAGACGGGUCAGGGACAGGGACAGGGUCAGAGACAGGGGCAAUAACCAAACUCGACGACCUGGUCGAGUACCAAAAAGCCAACUCGGCCAAGAUCCACUCCGUGCAUGGCAUCGACACGCCCGCGGCCGGGGAUCCUGGCGCCUGGGACUGGCGCGGCAAGGGUUGGCUGGUGAUUGCCAGUUCGCACUGGGAAUGUCUGGGCUUUGGACGGGUCGAAGAUGGGAAUGAGUGGGUGGUGACGUAUUUUGCGAAGACGCUUUUCACGCCCGCUGGUAUUGAUGUUUAUUCGAGAUCGCCGGAGGGGUUGGCGGGGGAUGUGAUGGAGGGGAUUUGGGGGGCUUUGGGGGGGCUGGGGGUUGGGGAGAUUGAUCGGCUUGUUUCUGGGGUUUUUGAAGUUCCUAGGGAUUAA